Podospora anserina S mat+ is the source of this 1665-nucleotide messenger RNA. RefSeq lists its product as uncharacterized. Bases 1 to 1665 code for a protein of 554 amino acids. Gene Ontology annotation, molecular function: poly(A)-specific ribonuclease activity; nucleic acid binding. Gene Ontology annotation, cellular component: CCR4-NOT core complex; CCR4-NOT complex; P-body. The record is from RefSeq and is a predicted model, not a curated record. Lineage: Eukaryota; Fungi; Ascomycota; Sordariomycetes; Sordariales; Podosporaceae. The transcript has 2 exons.
AUGCCCCCGCCAAACAACAUGAACCGCUUUCAAGGCGGGCCGAACACCAUGUACCAUCAGCAGCAAUAUCAGACACACGCACCUCAAACCUCGGGCCACCCACCGCCACUGGGUGGAAACCCUGCUUAUCUCAACCAACUGUCUGCCGCUGGCAAUCCUUUUGGAGCGACCAGCAACCUGAUGGGCCUUGCCGGUGGAAUGGGUGCCGCUGCUGGCGGCUUCAAUGCCGAAACCGGCCUCGCAAGCCAUGCCGCGCGAAUGGGCUUCCAUAGCGGGGCAAUGCAGCAGGCGCAAGCUCAACAGCAACAGGUUCUGCAGCAGCAGCAGCAACACCUGCAGGCACAGCAACAUGGCCAACACCCCGCUCUCCAUCCUGCCCAACACACUCCACAACAAAGCCAUGCCUUGGAACACACAACGCGGGCGGCCCAGAACAAGGGAAGGAUACGGGAGGUGUGGAAGCACAAUCUGGAGGAGGAGUUUGAGAUUCUACGAGAUCUGAUACAGACACAUAAAUAUGUGGCUAUGGACACGGAAUUUCCGGGUGUUGUAUCGAGGCCAAUGGGCGGAUUUAGGGGGAAAAGCGAUUACCAUUACCAAUGCCUGCGGACAAACGUCGAUAUGCUCAGCGUUAUUCAGAUCGGAAUCGCGCUUUUCAACGAGGAUGGUGAACAACCAACUUCUGUAGACCCAUCGUCCCAAUGGUCAAACCCUAGGAGGACAGGCACUCAAGCGCCACUGCCUUUCGCCUGGCAAUUCAACUUCAAAUUCUCUCUUGAGGACGACAUGUACAACGAGACCUCGAUUGAAUCACUCCAGCAUGCCGGUAUCGAUUUUAAGCGAAUGGAGCAGGACGGCAUCGAUCCUUUCAAGUUCGCUGCGCUCUUGAUACCAUCUGGCCUGGUUCUUGAGGAUGAUGUAUAUUGGAUCAGCUUUCACGGCGGAUAUGACUUCGGUUACCUGACCAAGCUCUUGAUGCCCAAGAACCUUCCCGGCGACGAGGGCGACUUUGACGAGGAGAUGAAGAGGUGGUUUCCUGCCACGUAUGAUGUGAAGCACCUGAUGAAGCAUGCCAUCAAGCUUCAGAACAGCGGCCAGCUUGAAGUCCGGGACCCUGGUGUGGUCGAUAUUCUGACAAAGUUCGAGCAGAAGGCCGGCCUCGAACACAUUGCCGAGACACUCAAGAUCAAGCGAGUAGGCAGCGCCCACCAGGCUGGGUCGGACAGCUUGCUCACUGGGCGAGUAUUCUUUGAGUUGCGAAAGCGCAUCUUCAACGGCCACAUUCCGGAAGAACAUCUGGGCAAAGUGUGGGGAUUGGGUGUGCCAGACUAUUCCAUCGGUGCGCAGCAGUUCAACAGCGGGCAACAGCAGUCCACGGCCAACAAGAGCAACAAUGCCGAUGGCUCAGCUGCGAAUGGUGCUACCCCAAGCACGCCCAACACAAACAAUGUUGGACUAGCCAACAACACCACGCCGGCCCCAGCAUCCCAUCAAACCAAUGGUGUGAACAACCAGUCAAACAGUAACAAUGCUGCUGCCGGGUCUUCUGGCGGAAAUGCCGCCCAGAGCGUGGGUGGAGGCAUGGGUCCAAUGACACCUGGAGGGGGAGGAGGAGUAUUUGGGGCGUUUGCUUUUGGUGGCGGAAAUACCAACAGCGCUAGAUAG